Kogia breviceps (pygmy sperm whale) is the source of this 915-nucleotide messenger RNA. RefSeq names its product NADH:ubiquinone oxidoreductase complex assembly factor 4 (gene NDUFAF4). The record is from RefSeq and is a predicted model, not a curated record. NCBI's taxonomy places the organism in Eukaryota, Metazoa, Chordata, Mammalia, Artiodactyla, Physeteridae. Gene Ontology annotation, biological process: mitochondrial respiratory chain complex I assembly. Gene Ontology annotation, cellular component: mitochondrion.
CAGGCAUGCGCAUGCUCCGGUGCGUCUCGGAGGUCGCUCGCGCCGGUGUAUAACCACGAGUGGUGUGAAUUUAAGGGCAUCAUGUUAUGAAGAGAUGGGGGCUGCGGUGAUUCGCGCAAUCAGGAAUUUCAAUCUAGAGAACCGAGCGGAACGGGAAAUCAGCAGGAUGAAGCCCUCCCCCGCCCCGAGGCACCCCUCCACCAAGAACCUCCUGCGGGAGCAGAUGAGCAGCCAUCCAGAAAUUAAGGGAGAAAUUGCUAGAAAAGAUGACAAACUGCUGUCAUUACUAAAAGAUGUGUAUGUCGAUUCCAAAGAUCCCCUGUCUUCUGUGCAGGUAAAGGAUGCUGGAACACCUCAGAAGCCAAAGGAGUUCAGGUUGCCAAAAGACCAUCAUUCUGACAUGAUGAAUGUUAAGAACAUUCCCAAAGGCAAAAUUUCCAUUGUAGAGGCACUGACACUUCUCAAUAAUCAUAAACUUUAUCCAGACACAUGGACUGCUGAGAAAAUAGCUGAAGAAUACCAUCUAGAACAGCAAGAUGUAAAUUCCCUUCUCAAAUAUUUCGUUACUUUUGAAGUCAAAAUCUUACCCCCUGAAGGCAAGAAAGCAAUACAAUCAAAACGAAGAGAAUCUUGAAAUAACUUUUCCUUUAUGUACUCUGCAUCCCUGUACCCUGUUUAUUUUCUCAUUUUUAGCAUAUUAAAUUAUAUAAAUUACCAAAUGUGUUAAGCUCCCUCCUUGUGAGAGCAUGCUAUUUAUUGAGCUCUGCUGAAUUUUCAGGAUUGCUAUUAGAAUUAAUUUUGUUCUCUUUUAAACUUUAAUUUGAUUUAGGCAUAUGUUCUUAUGUAAUAUCAGCAUGACUAAUCAGCACAUGUAUAAAUUUAUUAUAAAUAAAAGAGUUAUCGUACAUUAGGCAA